AUGGACCCCUCCCUCCUCCCGGACCUCGAGCGCUUCAGCAUGCAGGUGACAGUCUACUUCGCCCCCUCCGACCUGCCCAAGUUCUGGGAAGCCUUCAAACCCAUCUUCGACGUCGUGGUGAACGAGCCCAAGAUCGUGUACUUUGAAGUCUUCGAGGACCCGGCGGAGCCUGGUAAAGUCUCGUGGAUUGAGAAUUGGGACGGUUCGCCGAAAUGGUUCAUGACGGAGUUCAUGCCGAGCAGGAUGGAGUAUUAUAAACCCUACCUCGAAGCUACGGAGCCGUUGUUUGUCAAGCCGCGCGAGUUCAGCAUCAAGAAGAGGGUUGGCUUGCCUUAUGUCGUUCAGAAGGAGGGGAAUUUGAAGUAG
Messenger RNA from Saxophila tyrrhenica, 366 nucleotides. RefSeq lists its product as uncharacterized. The record is from RefSeq and is a predicted model, not a curated record. The coding region runs from base 1 to 366 and encodes 121 amino acids. Lineage: Eukaryota; Fungi; Ascomycota; Dothideomycetes; Mycosphaerellales; Extremaceae. The transcript is spliced from 2 exons.